AUGGCCAACCGUGAUGCGGGAGACAUAUCGUCCACACACCCCUACUACCCCCUGGGUAUCCUCAUCCCCCACUACGCCGCGAACGAGACGCCCCUCCCUCAAGUCCUGGUCCCCUUUGUCGCCGUCCUGCUUCUGCCUAUACCGAUCGCUUUUGUGACAUCGCGACUGAUCAAGCCUUCCCUCGGAGGCCUCGACCGCUUCGCCGUGUGCUGGUUUGCCCUCGGCGCCUUUUUGCAUUGCUGCUUUGAAGGCUACUUUGUCUGGAACCAUGCGACGUUGGCAGGUCUCCAGUCGCUCUUCGCCCAGGCGUGGAAGGAAUACGCCCUCUCCGACUCACGCUACCUGACGUCCGACCCGUUUAUGGUUUGCGUCGAGGCUCUCACCGUUAUCAUCUGGGGCCCCAUCUCCCUCUCCGUCACAUUCGCCAUUCUCUCGGGCAGCCGCCUCCGCCACCCGCUGCAGCUCGUCAUAUGCGUGGGCCACCUGUACGGCGUAGCGCUGUACUACUCCACGAGCCUCGCGGAGCGGGCCCUAGUCGGGACGAUGCACAGCCGGCCGGAGGUGCUGUAUUUCUGGGUCUACUAUGUCGGGUUCAACGCGCCUUGGGUUGUUGUGCCGCUCAUCCUCCUCGUACAAAGCCUCAGAGCUACGAGCAGGGCGUUCCAGGCAUUGGAGGAGAAGGAGACGGCCGAGGCUGCGCUCGCGAGCCGCCGGAAAGGCGAUGCUGCCGUCUCGGAGGGGAAGAAGACUCGGUGA
This is a messenger RNA of Verticillium alfalfae VaMs.102, 756 nucleotides long. Its product is annotated as EBDP2. Gene Ontology annotation, biological process: sterol biosynthetic process. The record is from RefSeq and is a predicted model, not a curated record. Lineage: Eukaryota; Fungi; Ascomycota; Sordariomycetes; Glomerellales; Plectosphaerellaceae. The transcript is spliced from 4 exons. Gene Ontology annotation, molecular function: C-8 sterol isomerase activity; cholestenol delta-isomerase activity; steroid Delta-isomerase activity. Gene Ontology annotation, cellular component: membrane; endoplasmic reticulum. The coding region runs from base 1 to 756 and encodes 251 amino acids.